Messenger RNA from Medioppia subpectinata, 453 nucleotides. Lineage: Eukaryota; Metazoa; Arthropoda; Arachnida; Sarcoptiformes; Oppiidae. The record is from the annotation of a GenBank genome assembly.
UAUAUGUCCCAGGGCAACUACGCUAAGAUGAACGGUCUGCCCCUGUUUAUGGACUUUGGCCCCCAAGUGCUCGAUGGCAACGAAUGGACUCAGAUUUUCAGCCCCUAUAACCCUAAGCCCGAGUUUAUCCGACUAUGGUAUCAGCAAAAGUCUACCGGUGGAAUGUCACAGGGCGAAUUCGCCUGGCCCGCUCAGGACUUUAUUGGCGGUCUUAACAACUUUUAUAACAAAGGUGGAUUAAAAGUGGGAUGUGCCUACUCGGGUUUCAACUCGUUCUACAAGGAGGGUGGUUGGGGCGACUUUCCCUGGUCAAUUCCGGUCAAUACAAACAACUUCCAACAGACACUGGACCUGGCACUGCAACACACUGACGUGGUGCAAGUGGCCACCUGGAACGAUUACGGCGAGGGCACCCAGAUUGAGCCCACGUUGGAAUUUCAGUACCAAUUUUUG